This is a messenger RNA of Lathyrus sativus (Indian pea), 3375 nucleotides long. The record is from the annotation of a GenBank genome assembly. NCBI's taxonomy places the organism in Eukaryota, Viridiplantae, Streptophyta, Magnoliopsida, Fabales, Fabaceae.
AUGUUUUCUUCUUAUUUUACUUCAAUUGUUAUCAAAUGGACUUCCUUUACACAAUUCAACUUCUUCUUCUUAUUCCUUCUUUUCUUAACCUCUCAAUACGACGCCGUUUCGCCCUACUCCGACAAAUCAACUCUUCUCCGUUUCAAAAAUUCACUUUCCGACCCCGCCGGCGUACUCUCCACGUGGAACCCUUCCUCCGGCCACUGUUUAUGGUAUGGUAUCCGCUGUGAUUCAGAUUUCCGCGUCGUUGCUAUCAACAUCACCGGUAACGGCGGCGGCGGUGAUGGUCACCGGAGCUCACAUCCUUGCUCCGAUUUUGGUAUGUUUCCUCUUUACGGAUUUGGAAUUAGGAGAAGUUGUGUUGGUAUUAAGAGUUCUUUGUUAGGAAAGUUUCCAUCUUUGAUCAGUGAGUUAACUGAGCUUAGGGUUCUUUCUUUACCCUUCAAUGGGUUGGAGGGUUCAAUUCCUCAAGAGAUUUGGAGUAUGGAGAAACUUGAAGUUCUUGAUUUGGAAGGUAAUUUGAUUAGUGGAUAUCUUCCUUUUCAUAUUCAAGGUUUGAAAAAAUUGAGGGUUUUGAACUUAGGGUUUAAUAAGAUUGUUGGGGAGGUACCUAGUGUUUUAUCUUCUCUUGAUAGUUUGGAAGUUUUGAAUUUAGCUGCAAAUGGUUUGAAUGGUUCUGUUCCUGGUUUUGUUGGGAAGCUUAGAGGAGUGUAUAUGUCUUUUAAUCAAUUUAGUGGAGUUAUUCCGGAGGAGAUUGGUGACAACUGUGGGAAGCUUGAGCAUUUGGAUUUGUCUGGUAACUCUUUGGUUCAAGAGAUUCCGAAGAGUUUGGGGAAUUGUGGUGCGUUGAAGACACUUUUGUUGUAUUCAAAUUUGUUGGAAGAGGAAAUUCCUGGUGAAUUUGGGAACCUUAAGAGCCUUGUAGUGUUGGAUGUUUCGAGGAAUACGCUUAGUGGUUCUAUUCCUCGCGAGCUAGGCAAUUGCAAGGAGCUAACAGUUGUUGUUCUAUCCAACCUUUUUGAUCCGAUUGGGGAUGUUGAGUUUGUUACUUUGAACGAUGAGUUGAAUUAUUUUGAAGGUUCAGUGCCUGAGGAAGUUGUGUCGCUCCCCAAGCUUACGAUUUUGUGGGCUCCGAUGGUGAAUUUGGAGGGAAGUUUUCCUAGGAAUUGGGGUGCUUGCGGUAACUUGGAGAUGGUUAGUUUGGCUCAGAAUUUCUUCACUGGAGAGUUCCCGAAUCGGCUUGGUUUAUGCAAGAAGCUGCAUUUUCUUGAUCUGAGCUCAAACAAUCUUACUGGUGAGCUUUCGAAGGAACUUCAUGUUCCAUGUAUGACUGUGUUUGACGUUAGUGGGAAUAUGUUGUCUGGUUCAGUUCCUGAUUUCUCCAAUAAUGUUUGUUCUCCCUUUCCUUCUUGGAAUGGAAAUCUGUUCGAAUCUGACAAUCCUGCAUCUCCUUAUGCAUCAUAUUUCAUAUCGAAGGCCCGGGAGAGAACCCUUUUCGCAUCAUUAGGGGGAGUUGGUCUUUCUGUUUUUCACAACUUAGGGCAAAACAACUUCAGUGGCAUUCAGUCAUUGCCAAUAGCAGGAGACAGGAUGGAGGAAAAGAGCGGUUACACCCUUCUUGUCGAUCAGAACGAGUUCACAGGACCGUUUCCUACAUAUUUGUUAGAGAAAUGUGAAGGAUUAGAUGCAUUGCUUUUGAAUCUGAGUUUUAAUAAACUAUCUGGUGAGAUUCCUUCUAAUAUUAGUAGAAUGUGUAAAUCACUGAAAGUUUUGGAUGCAUCUGGAAAUCGAAUUUCAGGAGAAAUUCCCUUUACCGUGGGGGAUUCGGUCUCUCUUGUUUCCUUGAACCUUAGUAAAAACCAGUUAGAUGGUCAGAUUCCCGCCAGCCUUGGACAGAUGAAGGAUCUGAAAUUCCUCUCUUUGGCUGGUAAUAAUUUGAGUGGCUCAAUUCCUGCCAAUCUGGGGAAGUUGUACUCUUUACAAGUCUUGGACCUUUCUACUAACUCUCUUAGUGGUGAGAUUCCAAAGUUUAUUGAGAACAUGAGAAAUCUGACCGACGUUUUGCUCAAUAAUAACAACCUUUCUGGACACAUUCCUGCUGGUUUGGCAAAUGUUACCACACUCUCUAUAUUAAAUGUGUCUUUCAAUAACUUAUCUGGAUACUUGCCAUCAAAUAGUAGCUUGAUCAAAUGCAGCAGUGCUGUUGGGAAUCCGUUUCUAAGUUCCUGCCGUGGAGUUUCUCUAACUGUGCCAUCGGCAAAUCAACAAGGGCAGUUUGAAGACAACUCUUCUAUUACUGCACAAUCCACUGGAAAAAAUAGUGAUAAUGGUUUCAGUGCUAUUGAAAUAGCAUCUAUUACUUCUGCUUCAGCCAUUGUUUCUGUUCUUAUAGCUCUCAUUGUUCUGUUCUUCUUCACACGAAGGUGGAAGCCGAAUUCCAGGGUUGGUGGUUCUGCCAAAAGAGAAGUUACGGUGUUUACUGAUAUCGGUGUCCCGUUGACAUUUGAAAAUGUUGUCCAAGCCACAGGAAAUUUCAAUGCAAGCAACUGUAUUGGGAGUGGAGGAUUUGGUGCAACUUAUAAGGCAGAGAUAUCACAAGGAAUCUUGGUGGCAGUGAAACGUCUUUCAGUUGGACGUUUCCAAGGUGUUCAACAGUUUCAUGCAGAGAUUAAGACCCUUGGAAGGCUUCAUCAUCCAAAUCUUGUCACUUUGAUCGGUUACCAUGCUUGUGAGACAGAGAUGUUUCUCAUAUACAAUUAUCUUCCAGGUGGUAAUCUUGAAAAGUUCAUCCAGGAGAGAUCCACAAGGGCUGUAGAUUGGAAAAUUCUUCACAAGAUUGCAUUGGACAUAGCGCGCGCACUUUCCUAUCUGCACGAUCAAUGUGUACCACGUGUUCUUCAUCGCGAUGUCAAGCCUAGCAAUAUCUUGUUGGAUGAUGAUUUCAAUGCUUAUCUAUCCGACUUCGGACUGGCCAGACUUCUUGGAACUUCGGAGACACAUGCUACAACCGGAGUGGCAGGAACAUUCGGGUACGUUGCUCCUGAAUACGCCAUGACAUGUCGUGUUUCAGAUAAGGCUGAUGUGUAUAGCUACGGUGUGGUGCUUCUCGAGCUGCUAUCAGAUAAGAAAGCAUUGGACCCUUCAUUUUCUUCUUAUGGUAAUGGUUUCAAUAUAGUGGCAUGGGGAUGCAUGCUACUGAGGGAAGGAAGGGCAAAGGAAUUUUUCACUCCUGGAUUAUGGGAUGCAGGCCCAGAAAAAGAUUUGGUAGAGGUUCUACACCUAGCUGUUGUUUGUACUGUUGAUUCAUUAUCAACUAGACCUACAAUGAAACAGGUUGUGAAAAGGCUAAAGCAACUUCAACCUCCACCAUGCUAG